Ambispora leptoticha is the source of this 933-nucleotide messenger RNA. The record is from the annotation of a GenBank genome assembly. Lineage: Eukaryota; Fungi; Glomeromycota; Glomeromycetes; Archaeosporales; Ambisporaceae.
AUGAGCUCGCACAAUAAUAACAGCAAUACACCGUUAGCACACCAAACAGACACAUAUAUUAACCCAUUCGAAAUUGGUGGAGACUUGGAUAGCCCACAUGAGACAACUACUUUAUCCACAGCUUCCGCGUCCGGGACAGGAAGUAGAGGAGGAGGCGGUGGUAUUUCGGACCCUUUUGCCGAUCCUUUGACUUCAAAUCUAAUGCAACCUCUUGAACCUGAAUUUGUUGAUUUAUCGUCACCUAUAUCUUCCUCAAAUAAGAAUGCUCAGAGUAAUAGUAAUAAUAGUGAUUCACUACAGAACCCUUUACAACCACAAAAAAUGAGUUCAAUCAGUAAUAAUAGCACUUCAAUAAACAUUACUUCGACAACACCCGUAGUGAGUGGAAAUAUCGGGAGUACGAGUAGAAGUGGUGGGAGUGGUGGUAACACACAUAUUGGAACUGGGCGACCAUUGUUUGAUAGUAACACUUUGGAUGAACCCGUAUCAGAAACGAUUCUUCGAGAUUUGAGAAAUAUUGCAUUGAAAUUGCAACAAGUUCUUCAUCCGAAAGCAAGGAGAGAUGUACUCAAAGAUUGCAAGUGGGAUCUCUGGGGUCCACUUAUUUUGUGUUUAGCCUUGGCAAUUAUUCUGUGUAUGAAUGCGGAGGCUAACCAAGAAGUAUAUGUAUUCACCGGUGUAUUUGUGAUUGUAUGGUGCGGAGCAGCAAUUGUGACGGUGAACGCAAAAUUGCUGGGUGGAAGCGUUGAUUGUCGCGUUGAUAUUCUUGUUCGUGCAUCGUCUUCUCAUACGAUUGCCGUUAGUGAUUCUGGCGUUUCACCUGUCAAUUUCUUCUCUUCAUCACAUCUGGCAAAUAGACGUGCUCUUGCGGUGUACCCGCUGUUUCUGUUUUACUUUGUGAUUGCAUGGUUGGUCCUUAUUACACGUCAUUAA